Messenger RNA from Moneuplotes crassus, 1751 nucleotides. The record is from the annotation of a GenBank genome assembly. NCBI's taxonomy places the organism in Eukaryota, Ciliophora, Spirotrichea, Euplotida, Euplotidae.
UUUUAUUCUUAAAAAUGAGUAGAAGGCCUUAUACAAUGCAUUCGUAUUCCAAGAUGAAGAUACCUGACAAGGAAGAGGUCAAGAAUGUGGGUAUCUAUACUACAAAUGAAUCAAGGAAGGAAGUCGCUAAGGAAAUUAAGAGAACGCAUUUCCAACUAGGCUCAGAUUUAAGCUCCUUUCCUCACUCGUUAAACCAAGACACGUAUCAAAAUAUGCAAGUUGAUGAUAGAAAUCUUGGAGACCAACAGAAGAGAAUGGCCAAGAUUAAUAAGAGGAGCAAUUUCGUUUUUGGUAAUGACCCUUCUGGUAAAGGAGAAACCACUAGUAAUCAGACUUAUAACUCGAAGCAGUUUUCACAUCUUUCAGGGAACUCAAAUACUUUUUCUGCAAACACUCUGAGAAAAGGGAACUUUAGGCUAGGAUUUAACAAUGAGAGCACAUAUGAAACCACUUCGAAUGCUAACUUUAAUGAUAAAAAUCCAGAAUUUACCCGGAGCCAUGUUAAUGUUAACAGAGGAGAUAAGAAUACUAUUCCACUGGGGAAUGGAAAAACUUCCUAUCAAACCACCAAUAACCUUAACUUCACUCAGAAAGAUGUAGCAGAGUCUUUUAAGGAUAAACUUUUGAUGAGACAAAGAGGGGAGAAAUUGAAGAAAGCUAAUUUCUCAUUCGGCCAUUUCAAUAAUCGUAAUAGUCUUAAAAAUGAACCUCAUAACAUUACCGAUCAUGCAAAUAAGUUCCACUCAGAAAUGGUUAAACAAAAGCAGCAAGCCAAGCAGAGAGGAGUUGAGCUAAAGAAAUCCAAUUUUCAGUUAUCUAAGGAUCCAAAGUAUGGUAGUGAUUCCAAUGCUUUCAAGUCAAUGGCUCAAUUCCAGUUCAAUGAGGAGCAAAUCACAGGUGAUAAUAUGGCCCAGGAGAAUAAGAAAAACUCUGAGAUUUCCAAAAAUUUACAAACUAAUUUGAGGUCUUCUCAUUUCGAGUUUGGGAAUAACAAAGGAAAUCAAGGUUCAUGCUCUCACGAUGCUCAUCAGAAGUUCAAUAUUGACCAGAAGGGUCUUGAUGAUUCGAAUAAGUUAGCAAAGAAAAUGCAAAGUUCGAAUUUCGAGUUAGGCAGUAACAAAUAUAAAGGAUUACCACUCCAAUCAACAUAUAAAGAUUCUGCAAAUCUAAAUGUUGACUACGGAAAAGUUAAGGCUGAUAGCAGUAAUAUAGAUUCAAAGAAAACGACUAUUGAUAUUGGCAAGGGGAAAUGAUAUGAUUAUACCUCUGAAGCGAAGAGCAAAUUCGUGAUGCCACAGGGAAAAUCGAGUACUAUUGACCAUUCCCACAACAAUAUGAGCUAUCUCAAGAAAAACCAUUUUAAUCUGGGGAAUGAUAGAAAUGAUUAUAGCACAGUGAAUAAGACAGAUUUUGAUUCCAAGCCAAACCCUGGAUUUAAGAAACAUCAAGGGAAUAAUCAGCAGACUACGUUUAAGAUGGGAUUCCAAAAUAGUCAAUUCUCUGCUACUAAAUCUGCAAAUACUAGGUUGCCUUAUACUGACAGAAACAAGCAUGCUCCUUACCAAAGAGUUGUAGGAGAAGCAAUGAAAUCCUCAAAUAGUUCGAAGCAAGCUAAUGCAAUGCAGAGGGAGAACUUUAGCUUAGGCAAGAACGGAGGGGAGUUCAAGACAAUUAAUCAGGGAUAUUACAAGUGGAUCCAGCCGAAAGGAGAUAGAUAGGCAACCAGUUUUCAAGAAAUCAAAAUUAAUUCA